This is a messenger RNA of Guyanagaster necrorhizus, 1860 nucleotides long. RefSeq lists its product as uncharacterized. The transcript is spliced from 3 exons. Gene Ontology annotation, molecular function: protein binding. The coding region runs from base 1 to 1860 and encodes 619 amino acids. The record is from RefSeq and is a predicted model, not a curated record. Lineage: Eukaryota; Fungi; Basidiomycota; Agaricomycetes; Agaricales; Physalacriaceae.
AUGCAGACCUCCUACGCCAUCAUAUCCGUUUAUAAGCAGCGCAUCGCAGCCCUUGAUCGCAUAUUACAGAAUCAGCCCCAGCAGCUUCACCAACACGGUCACGGACCCGUAGAAUACCGGAAACUUGUCCAGCGCUUUCGCCAGUUCCUUGCCGAGGAAGAAAAGUUCUGGACCCAAGUAGUUACCAGGCAUCAACGAUCCUUCCAACUCGAUGAAGCCAAACCGGCGCUUGUCGCUUUAGAAAUUAUUCCUGCCACCGGAACAGCUGAUAACGACGCUGCUCCUCCCAACGGCCGCAACCAUUUCCAGUUUCCUAGAACGGAUCCCCUCGAGUCUGUCGCACCCACGACGCCUGAGCAGCGUGAGAGCCGUCUGUCUAUCCUCAACAAAGCACUUGUUUGCUUGGGUGAUAUUGCCAGAUACCGUGAGCAGUAUAAUGAGGGUGGAGGCAGGGGCAAAAUAGGCCAUGACGAUUUCCCUAGACGAGGACGGAACAGGAGAGGUGGCGCGCUGGGUGGAGAGGCUCUUCCCAGACCUAGGAAUUAUUCGAAAGCACAGCAUUCCUACGAGCAGGCACGUCUGCUAGUUCCUGACGACGGCAAUGCAUCGCAUCAGCUAGCCAUCCUCGCCUCUUACCAGAAGGACCCUUUUGAGUCUUUGGCUCAUUAUUAUCGUGCUCUCUGUGUUCGCCAGCCCUACGACACAGCAGCUGAGAACAUGGGCACCUUGUUGACUAAGGCGCUGGAACAAUGGAAGGUCCGCUCUAAGAAGAAGAAAGACACUGGUCCUCCUAUCGAUCCGUCUCACGUUCCCAUGGUCAUAGUCGUGACCGCAUUCAAGGAGAAGGUCGUAGUCCUGCAUGCUCUGUGGCGUCUCGGUUUACAAAAGAUGGACUCUUUGACAAGGAAACUUUCUAAGGAGAUCUCCAUCGAGCUAAACGAACUCGUUGCUGGACGUCACCUACCUGAAGAUCUCAUUCUCAAAAUCUUUGUGACUGGCCAUGGCGCUUUAUGGAAACAUCGAAUGUUUCGUGAUUCGCCGGUGGCAACCCGUAGGACGGUAGACUCGCCGACUUUGAUAUCCCCCACGGCCAUUGAAGUCAGAAUUCUCUAUCAUAUUCUAUUGCUUCACCGGGCCUUGCUUGAGGUUGGGAUAGAAGAGCUGAAGGUGCCUCUACCGGAUGAUGUUGAGCAAACUGAUCUCGCUCAGCGCAUAACCGCGAAUUUCCGCCGUACUCUUCCAGCCUUAAGAAUGGCGAGCAAAUGGCUACGCGCUAAUUAUCCUUACGUUCUCGAGAAGGACAAAGAAUCCCGUGAUGAUGCCAGUGAGAUCACUGAGUUUUGGUCUACCUUCGCGAAAUUCAUUAGUGCGCUUUCGCGAGCGUUCCCUGUGGAUCGUUUACCUUCGUUGAAGUUUGGCUUGGAAGAAGAUGUUGAACUGCUGGGAUUCUUGCCUUUGAAGAUGGUCGUUACCAAGCGCCAGGCAGAGGCGGAAGAGCAAGUGCACCCUAACGUUGAGCAGUUGAUGAGAAUUAGCGACCUUCUCAUGGAUGCACAGUUUCUCGCAGCCGAAGAGGGUUCGCCCCUGCACGCUGCAGACAUCAAUUUGAAGACUUCUGAUCCUGAUCCUGUUCUGUCGACGAGCGAUAUUGAUGCACCAGUGGACCACUUUGUACCUUUACACUCUGAGAGCAAGGAGGACGAGGUCAUGACUGAGGCCACUAGUGACACAAAUGACGAUAUUGUCCGUGCUGCAUUUGAGCACUUGAAUGCUUCAGAACAGGACGAGGAAGACGAGGACGAAGAAAUGGUGCUUUAUCCUAGGUAUUUGUUCUCUCCUUUCUACGUUGCACUGUUCUAA